This is a messenger RNA of Prunus armeniaca (apricot), 1008 nucleotides long. The record is from the annotation of a GenBank genome assembly. NCBI's taxonomy places the organism in Eukaryota, Viridiplantae, Streptophyta, Magnoliopsida, Rosales, Rosaceae.
AUGACUCACGAGGUCUUUAAUAUUUCACCAGAGAAUCAUUUUCAUAUCAUAUGGUUAAAUUGCAAGAACUAUGAAAUGAAGUGUGGAGGACAGGUGACACCGGAAGUAAGGCCGAAGUUGAAACCAAAAUUGGGAUUUGAAUUUGAUUGUUGUGACGAUGUGUUUAAUUUCUAUAAUAUGUAUGCUGCGAAAACCGAAUUCGGCAUUCGGUGUUCUACAACGAGAACGUGCACACUGACAAGAGAGGUAACAAGGAAGGAAUAUGUAUGUUGUAAACAGGGGUAUUCAUUGACAAGCACUGUUAGUCGUAAGAGAAGACGACGAGGUUGUACUCAAACUGGUUGCAAAGCUAAACUUGCAAUAUUGAAGGUGAAAGACAAGAAUAAGUACAUUGUUGUAGGAUUCAAUGAGGUAAGCCUUCUUGAGGUGCAAGUAGGGGGAUUGGAAAAUGUGGGGUUUGUUAAGAGAGAUGUAUACAAUUAUGUAAGGGACGUGCGUGGAGAAGUGAUUGGGCAUAAUGCAGAGCUGCUUAAGGAGCAUUUUUUGGCUGAGCAAGAAAAGAAUAAAUCCUUUUAUUUCAAUAUAGAGAUGCAAGGUCAAGACGAGCUUAUGGGUUUUUUUGGAGAUGUGGUGGUAUUUGAUACGAUGUUCAACAUGAACCGCUAUGGGAUGAGGAAUUCAAGAAAGCCACGCUGGGUGAGACACCCCAAAAUGAUCAUCACUGAUCAAGAUGCAUCCAUGUCAAAGGCAAUUGUUAUUAUAAAGAAACCCGGCAUUGGAGAAUGUUUUUUGGAAAUGUGCAAAUGCAUAUGGGGUAUGGACACGAAAGAAGAAUUUGAUGAGAAAUGGGAGGAAAUCAUCACAAACAAUGGGCUGAAAGACCAUAAGUGGCUGAGCUCAAUUCAUGCUAUGCGGAAAUAUUGGGUUCCAUCAUAUGUAAAACAUGUGUUUUUGGAUGGGAUGUCAAGUAGUCAACGGGCCGAAAGCUGUGAUUCAUUUUUCAAAUAA